AUGUCAGAUUCUAAGAAGAAAAUUUCUACUGAAGCAGACGAUGUGUUUGAGUUUUUGGACUCGUUGCCACAAAGUAACAGUUUCACUAACACUUCUAGCCCUGCUGGUGGCUCUGAGCAAAAAGAUGCUAAUAAACAAGAUGGGUCUUUGGUAACAGGUGAGGGUCCAAAUGGAAAUGAAAAUAAAGAAGAUAUUUUGGAAUUUUUAGAAGAAUUAGAGAAGAGCACAAAUAAUAAUGGCUCUGAUACUAAAAAUAAAAUAACUCAAAAGGAGAAGAAAAAAGCAGAUACUGAUGCUAAUGCAGGUCCAUCAGUUAAAGAACCAAUAAAGCAUGAUGCUGAUGACACAGCUAAUGCUAAUGAUACAGCCAGUAUCGCUUCUUUAAAGGAUAAAAGAUCAAAUGAUGCUGGCAUGGAAGAUAGAGAAGAUAGCCCACUUAAUGAUCCAAUUACAUCAUUCGCAAAUUGGUGGUCAAAAUCAGGCUCUGAUAAAGUUUCUAAGAUCUGGAAUAAGACACAAGAACAAGCAUCGCAAUUCAGAGAUAAACUGAUUGAAAAUGACGCUGUGUUACCAGUCGUCAACUUGUCAAACUUGAAAGACAAUCUGAAUACAAAUAAUUUGUUAAGUUUGACUGAUCAGAUUACUAAGAAUUUGACUAAAAUCGUAGUUGGUGAUACUGAAGAAGUCCUUCGUAUCCAUUUAGUCCAUGAUUUAAUUAAUUUGUCUUAUUUGCAAUACUAUGUGGAGGAAAAAUUCGAUCAAGUUAUGAGCUCUCAAGUUGAAGGUGGUAUUAGAAUUUUUGUUGAUGAAUGGGGGAAACCGAAUAAUAACACAGUUAAUAAAAACUAUAAUAAUAAUGUAGAUUCUAAUGGCCAUGCAAAUGAGAAUAAUAGUAAUAGUAGUUCUAGUAAUAGUAUUAAUGAAUUUAGACAAAAAAUUGAUUUGAAUCUGUUUCAAGGUAAAAUUAAUGAUGGUGACAAGUUAGCUUUUGCUAACUUAGAUAAUUCAAUCGAAUUGUUUAAUAAAGCCCAUGAAGCUAUACUUCAGCAACAACAAGAGGAUCAAAAAGUAAGUAAUAACAAUAACAACAACAUUAACGAUAAUAUUAGUGAUAUCUUUAUUUCAAUUUUACCUAUUUCUAUACCAUCAACCAGUCAUAGUAACAAUGCUGAUUCUAAUGCUAAUGAUGAUAGUAAUGAUGAAAUUAUUAAGACAAUUGACACUACAAGUCCAAAUAAUUUUCAUUUCACUGUGGUACUAAAGGAUAUUUCCAAUGAUAUUACAUGUAUUGCAAGAUCACAAAGUUUCCCAUUAAAAUGGUUACAUUGGUUACAAGGUUCAAAGAUUCAAACUGUCGCUGUUGAGAAGGGUAAUUCAGAAGAUAAUAAAAAGAAUAAGAGUGAUGAUGAUGAUGAUGAUUCUAAAUACAAUGGUGACGAUGGUGAUGAGGAAAUAAUAGUAGAUCCAAGUGAAUGGGUCCAACAAUGGAUUGAAGAUGGUAUAGCAUUGGUAAUUGGUGUUGUAGCUCAAAAUUAUGUUAUUGAAAGAAUGGGAUUCUGA
Messenger RNA from Arxiozyma heterogenica, 1560 nucleotides. It is a transcript of the gene MTC1, whose product is annotated as DUF5427 domain-containing protein MTC1. The transcript has a single exon. Lineage: Eukaryota; Fungi; Ascomycota; Saccharomycetes; Saccharomycetales; Saccharomycetaceae. The record is from RefSeq and is a predicted model, not a curated record. The coding region runs from base 1 to 1560 and encodes 519 amino acids.